Molecule: messenger RNA, 1145 nt
Organism: Pistacia vera
Lineage: Eukaryota; Viridiplantae; Streptophyta; Magnoliopsida; Sapindales; Anacardiaceae
Exons: 7
Coding region: 86-1006 (306 amino acids)
Cellular component (GO): chloroplast
Molecular function (GO): hydrolase activity, acting on ester bonds
Source: RefSeq, a predicted model, not a curated record
AUUGGUGGUGGAGGAUGAAUGACAGUUAAAAGCUGUUGAAGAAUGGCCAAUCACUUUAGAAAGAAGAACUCCUCUCUUUCUGGGCAUGGCUGUGGUUGUAUCAUCAACACAAAGGCCAAGGCCCUAUCAUUUCAAGCCCGUUCGCUCUUCCAUCUCUAAAUGCUGCCCUGCUGUUAUUCUUCCAGGAUUGGGCAACAAUUCUGGAGACUACCAGAAGUUGGCGAUGACGUUGAAUGAGUAUGGAGUAUCCGCGGUGGUUGCCAAUGUGUCAAGAUUUGAUUGGUUCAGAAAUGCUGCCGGUUUGGCUGACCCCAACUACUGGCGAGGCACUCUUCGUCCUCGCCCGGUUCUUGAUUGGUAUUUCAAGAGGAUUGAUGAGGCCAUCCAAAAGGCUAAGCCCUUGGCUCAAGGGGGAACUUUAUCCCUGAUUGGACACUCAGCAGGAGGAUGGCUUGCACGUGUCUACAUGGAGGAAUUCGGGUUCUCUGAUAUCUCUUUGUUAUUGACUCUUGGUACUCCCCACCUGCCGCCUCCAAAAGGUUUGCCUGGUGUGAUUGAUCAAACGAGGGGUCUCCUGAACUAUGUUGAAGAAAAUUGCUCAAAAGCUGUUUACACACCUCAACUCAAAUAUGUAUGUAUCGCAGGGAGGUAUAUUCAGGGAGCUCGCUUCUUUGGAAAUUCAAAUGUUGAUAUUGAUUCUGUUGUUGCUAUUGACACUGAACAACCAAUUUCUGAGGUUGCUGUCAUGAACAACGAGACCAAUUCAACAUCAGUUUCAACUGCGUUUCGUGCUAGAUUUAUCGGACAGGGGUACAAGCAGGUGUGCGGGCAGGCUGAUGUAUGGGGUGAUGGAAUCGUGCCGGAAGUAUCAGCCUAUCUCGAGGGUGCACUAAACGUUAGCUUGGACGGAGUUUAUCACUCACCAGUUGGUUCAGACGACAUAUUGAGACCCUGGUAUGGUUCUCCUGCUGUAGUAGAAAAAUGGAUACACCACCUCCUCAACUAGUUAUACCCGAGAUGCUUCACCGAAAAGAAUAAUUAUUCAUGUACUGGUGUACGUAUGAAAUCAUUAUCUCAUUGCAUUGCAUUCUUUUCUUAUGCUUAUUUUGCUAUCAGUAUUAUUUACAUUCUUUCGUUUUGCUGCA